AUGUCUUUUCUGUUUAUUUUCCAGGGCACUGUCAAAGGUAUUGUUGAAAUAAAUCUUUCAAAAUAUCCCGAUUUUAGUAUAAAAACAAAUCCACCUAUUGGUAAUGAACAAUGUUGUACACAAAAUGGUCAAGUUUAUAGUAUAACUGUUCAACCAAAUGAAUCUAUUGAAGCUGAACUUAUUCUUGUUCCAGCUGAAAUUGCUUUCUAUGAUUUUCUUCUUCCAAUUCGUACAUGCCCACCAUUAGUUAAUGUUGAAGGUUUAUCACAAGCAUCAAAACCUUCAUCAGCUAUACAUCAUCAUCGUGAAUUAAGUGCAAGUGAACAAAAAGCCUUACAACCAUCACAUCCACCUAUAAAUCGUCGUAUACGUGCAACAGCAUUAUCUGAUUGUUUACAAUUAUCAACAAAAGAAUUACAUUUUCAAAUGUAUUCAACACAAUAUAAUGCUAUGAAACAAGGUGCUUAUUGUGAUUGUCAAGAAAUCAUAUUAAUAAAUAAUAGUAAAAAAAAAAUUCAUUGGCAACUUGAUUUACGUGAUAAUAUAACAUUAGAUAAUGAUAUAUUUCGUGUAGUACAUUCAUCACUUGUACCAUUUAUAAGUCCAUCAACAAAUAUUGGACCAGAAAGUGAAAUUGAACCCAAAGAAAUUUUUUCAUUUAAAAUUAAUUUUAUACCAAAAAAACCUGGAAUAUAUAAAACACGUAUACCAUUUUAUAUAAAUCAUAAUCAACAAAUACCUUAUACAUAUAUUGAAUUAAUUGGAGAAUUAAUUAUGCCAAGUUUAAUAUUUGAACCAAGACGUUUAAUUCUUCCACCAGUACCACUUGAUAUUGAAAGUGUUGGAACAGUUCGUGUACGAACAAAAGGUUUUGAAAAAAAUACAAAAUUAAUUAUCUUAUCUCAUGUUAAACCAAUAGAUGUUUCAUAUGAAUUUCAUGCAUCAUUUGUUGAACCAGCAAUAGUUACUGUUGAUAAACAACAAGAUUUUACGAUGAAAAUAUUUUUUAGUAGUAAUCAUUCAUAUUCUGAAAAACUUAUUGUUAAAAUAAUUGAUGAAGAAAGAAAUAGUUUUGAAUAUGAAGUUUAUGUUACAGCUGAUAAUUCAAUAUUUACAUGUUAUUCAUUUUUAUGGAAAUCAGAAAAUGAUUAUCAAAUUGUUGUACAACCAGGUCAAAUUAUGAAAGGAAGUAGAAUUAGAUCUGAUGAAAGUAAUUCAAGUGGUGAACCACUUUUAGUUCAAAAACGUACAGCAACAAGUUCAAAUUCUCGACCAAAUACAAGUACAAGUGCAACAUUUGAUCCAAUUGAUCAAACAUCUGAUGAAACAUCAACAGAUGAAAAUAUAUCAGCACAAAAUCGAAAUGAACGUUCUCCGACACCUUAUGCUCGUAUUCGUUCUGGUUCAUCAAAUACAUUUCAUCAAGCAACAACUGUUAGUCAAGAAUUAAAUGCUGUUUCAAUUCCAUAUUUGGAUAAUGAUUCAAAAACAUUUCAAUGGCUUGUAUCAACACUUGAACGAUGGUAUUCGAAUCAAGGUUGGCCUAAAGGUACACAUUCUGUUAAAAUUCCUCAAUCAUUUCGAAAUGCAUUAUUUAAACGACUAUUUGAAACAGUUGGAACCAAACAAAAUGCAAAAGAAGAACAAAAAACAAUUUAUGAUAUGAUAACACAUUUAAGUGGACAUGCAUUACCAGGUAUACCACAAAAUUCUGUACCACCAAAAAAAAUGGAUGAAGCUACAAAACAAUAUUUAUGGCAACAUCGUUUAUUAUUAUUAUUUUUAAAAACACAAGGUUCAUGUACAGCUUUUAUUCGUCCAGAAUAUCUUCUUCCAUUCGAUUUAUAUAAUGUUUAUGUACAAAUGCGUGAAACAGCUUUAUCAGCAAGUAUACCGAAUGAACAAAAAGAUACUGAAUUAACUCAAGAACUUACAAAACCUCUUCAUUUAUCACAAGAAGUUUUUGAAACUGUAUCCAAAAAAACAUGGGUCGAUGUACUGAUGCAAAUACUUAAAAGUCUUGUACUUGGUCGUAUAACACCAAAAUCAUAUGAACAAUUAGGUAUACCAGAACGAAGUAAAUUAAUGCCAGAUAUAAAUACUGAUCCAACAUCAAGUAAUAUUUAUGGUAUUAGUGAACGAAUAUUAUUAACAUGGCUUAAUUAUUGUUAUUCAAAUUAUCGUGAACAAGUUUGGACACAUCGUGAACAAUCUAAUAUGCCAUCUGGUCGUUGGAUUGUCAAUUUUGAUAUUGAUCUUGUUGACAGUAUUGUACUUGGUACAGUAUUAGGUGCCUAUUGUCCAUUUUUAAUUGAACCUCAUUUACAACGUAUGUAUGUUCAUCCAACAACUGGUGAACAAUAUUUACAAAAUGCACUUAUUAUUAUUUCUUGUUUAUUACAACUUGGUCUUGAAUAUGAUCUUCAAGCAUUAGAUAUAACACGUGCUGAUCCUAUAUGCAUGUGUUUAUUUGUUUGUUAUUUAUAUGAACAUUUACCUGAGUAUUUAUCCAAAGGUACAAUACAAUUUGGUGGUAUUUUACAUGAACCAUCGACAUCACAAGUUAAAAUAACAAAUCCAAGUAUACAAACAUUAACUUAUUCAAUGAAUAUUAUUGGUCGCGAUGCUGAUGAAUUUCAACUUGUUAAAGGUGCAACAUUAAGUAUACCAGCUAAAACAUCAUUAUUAGUUAAUAUUCAAUCGAAAAAUAAUCGUCUUCGACCAACUGAUGCUGUUUUAUUAUUAUAUGGAAAACGAACAAGUACUUAUCCAGGUUCAGCUAUGGUCUUUUAUUUACAAGGUUCAAUACAAACAGUUACACCAAAAUGUGUUUAUUCGACAAAGAAAAUUCAUCGUAUUGAAGCACCACUUUAUAAAAUAACAAAAUCAACAAUUGAAAUAACAAAUCCAUAUGAUCAAGGUGGUAUCUUUCAAGUAGCUAUUGUUAAUUCAUCUGAAAAUACACAGGAAAUGAAAAAUCCAUUAGUUACAUCAAUUGAAGGAAAUAAAAAAGAUACAGUUGAAGAAUUAUUUCAGAAUUUAAAAAAAACUAAAAAAAGAUCAAAUCAAAAUCAUGAAGCUGAUUGUUUUUUUAUUGAACAAACUUCAAUUGAAUUAAAAGCACAUGAAACAAAACAUUUUGAAGUGCAAUAUAUUGCAACAACAUCCAAACGUCGUGAAGCAUUACUUGUUUUUAUGAAUGAAACAAUAGGAGAAUUUCUUUUUCUUAUUGAAGGUAUUCCAAAGAAACCUGAACCAUUUCCCGUAUCCAGUGACAAAGCAAUGAAAUUUGAUCAGAAGAAAGCUAAAAUAGAAAAACUACGCUUUCAAGCUGUAGUUGGUGUAACAAAUGUAUUUGAUAUUGAUAUUCCUGUAAAAAAUAGUCAACGACACAAUGCUUUAGUUGCUGUUCGAUGGCAGGGCAUGUCAGAACGUGAACGACAAAAACAAACAUUACUUGGUUUAACUAAUCAAUUACCAGAACCUUCAAAAAAAACUUUUCAUCCAUAUUCUCGUUUACCUGAAUUUAAAGUUCAAUCAUCAUCAACAUCAAAUAAUUUUAUUAUUCCAACAAGUUUAUCAUUUCCAACCGAAGAAUUAUCUGUUAAAUUACCAAUACGUUUUCAAGCUGAUAAAACAGGUAUUUAUUCAACAAGAGUUUCUUUAACAUGUGGUGAUGAUAUACGUGAUUUUGAUAUUGAAAUACAUUGUGUUACACAAAGUGAUAAUGAUAAACAAACAGCUGGAUUACAUAUGAGAACAAGUGUAUUUACACCUGUACAACAAAACAUUCCAAUUGCUAAUUCAACUGAAGAUGAUUGGAAUAUGACAGCAACAUUUUCGGGUAAUAAAGCAUUUUCUGGACCAAAAACAUUUCGUGUUGAAGCUAAAUCAGUCUAUCAAUAUCCAUUAACAUUUCAUCCACAAAUUGAAGAUGAUAAAUUUCAAGCUCAAAUGAUAAUUAGUAAUGCUGAUACAGGUUUUACACAAGCAUAUAAUCUACGUGGUAAAGCUGAUCGUGGACCACCUAUCGGUCAUUUACAAUUAGAAAGCAAAGUUGGUUCAACAACAACUCAUACUAUUAAUAUAUCAAAUAAAAAAGCGAAGAGAACUGCAUAUUUUGUCACAUGUAAUCUUCCAUUUGUUCAAGGACCACCUUAUGUUUGUGUUCAACCAAAAAAAUCUGCUCGAUAUGAAUUUGAAAUUUGUCCACCAAAACGAGGCACUUAUAAAGGUGUUGUCGUUUUUCAACCAGGACCAUGGCCUAUUAAAGAUAUUGAUUCUGAUGGUGAUGAAAUUCCACCACUUGAACAAGAUGAUCCGGCAGAUUUUCAAUAUUCACUUUGGUUUACGGUUGAUAUUAACGUUCAAUCACCUAAUCCUCAAACAACAGUUGAUUUAACAGCACCAUGUUUAGGUUCAAAUUCAUUAAUUAUUCCAUUGAAAAAUCCGCUUGAUCAUCCAAUACGAUUAGAUAUUGAUUUAGAAACAUUACCAGAUGUUAUUGGUAAUGAUUCAAUAGAAAUAGAAGCAAAUGGUGAAGCUCGUUAUGAACUUAUAUUCAAACCGAAAACUAUUGGAAAUUGGAAUGGAGGUCUUAUCUUUUAUAAUGAUGAAAUUGGUGAAUUUUGGUAUGAAAUUAAUUUAAUUAGUACAAAUCCACAAAAAGUUGAAUUACCAUCAAUGAGUGCACCACUUGGAGGAAAUGCUACACAAGAAAUAACAAUUGAAAAUCCACUGGAUGAACACGUUACAUUUCAAACAAUAUUAUCAAAUAAUAAUAAUUUUACAAUAAAUACUGAUCAAGAUACAAUAACAGUUCAACCUAAAAGUCAAGCUAAAGUUAAUAUUAUAUUUAAUCCUUCAUCAAUUGGAAAUGGAACUGAACAAAAACAUCAAUCGAAAAUUUCAUUUGUUAAUGAUAAGAUUCAAACAAAUCAGGAUUCUCUUCCGAGUACUGAAAAACUUGGUACAUUGAAAUAUACUGUUAAAGGUGUUGGUACAAAACCUCAAAAACAACAAUCUCCUAUUAUUAUGACAAGUGAAACUGGUGUUAGCUCAACAACAAAUAUUGAUUUUCAAAAUCCAUCUAAUCAUCCGAUUCGAUGUGAUUUUUCUCUUUCAUCUGGAAUGAAUAAUUCAUUUCGUAUUUUACUUGAUAAAAUUGAAAAUAUAUCAAUUGGACCACGAGAAAAAUUUCAUAUUCCAAUUGCGUUUUGUCCAGAAACCUUAUCUCGACAUGACGCACAAUUACGUAUUAUUGGACGUUUACCAGAAGGAAAAGCUUGGUCACUGGACAAUCCUGAUGCAUCCGAACUUUCAUGGACAUAUCCUUUACAAGGCAUUGCUUUUAAUUGGAUUCGUCAGAAAGAUGAAGCGGAUAAUCAAUUGACAAUAAUUGAAUGUGUAGCUGGUGAACGAGUUGAACAACAACUUGAAUUUGAAUUAAAUCGACAAUUAUUUCGUUUUGAUAAUCGACAUUUAAAUAUAAAAAGAAAUCCAACUGCUAUUGAAAAUUAUACAAUCAUUAAUGAAAAUAUUUCUAAUCAAGAAUUUGUUCAAAAUUCAAUUGGUAUUCAACUUCUUAAACGUGAUAAUGAAAAAAGUGAUAUUGUUCGUUUUAAUAUUAUUUAUACACCAUCAAAAUUUAUAACAAUGGAUUGUAUACUUGUUUUAACACUUGCAACUGGUGGUCAAUUAAAAUAUCCAUUACGAUUUGUUAAACUUGACAUACCACCAGAUGAUGAGAUUACACUUGAAGCUGUUGGCCUUAAUAAAAUUUCUACUAUUGGUUUCCGUUUAUAUAGUCCAGUAGAUUCACCAAUUCCAUUUGAAGCUUAUUUUACAUCAAACAGUGAUCGAUCAUUCGGUAUAACACCAGAGUAUGGUGAAUUAUUACCAGCAAGUGCAAAUGGUACUUUAUUAAAAAUAUCAUUUUGUCCAACUGUUUAUGGACGAACUUUCAACGCUAUGUUAAUUGUGAAUGCACAAGAUCAUCAAUGGAAAUAUGUUGUUCGUGGUGUAUUACCGCAUUAUGAACCACCAAAAAAUCGUUCAAGUUUACCAUCUGUUAAUAGUGAUGAAUUCGCUAGUCGACGAGCAGGAGCUAAGAAACGAAAUUUUAUUCUUGAAAAUCUUCAACUUCAACAAACAGCUGUCUCAUCACCGAUAAAAGGUGCAUCUGUGUUAACAAAACCAAGUGAAACAACCAGUGUUUAA
This is a messenger RNA of Rotaria sordida, 6219 nucleotides long. The record is from the annotation of a GenBank genome assembly. NCBI's taxonomy places the organism in Eukaryota, Metazoa, Rotifera, Eurotatoria, Philodinida, Philodinidae.